This is a messenger RNA of Rotaria socialis, 4143 nucleotides long. Lineage: Eukaryota; Metazoa; Rotifera; Eurotatoria; Philodinida; Philodinidae. The record is from the annotation of a GenBank genome assembly.
AUGACAACAGCGGAUCAAGAUUCCGCUUCUGUCAUCAAAAUAGAUUCAUCUGAACUUGAUCAACUUCGUUCAGAUGUUCUCAAAGCACAAAUAUCGACCUAUCGUUAUCUAGCUCGAAAUUUACCCGUAUCAGAUUCGUUACUUAAUUCAUGCUCAUAUAAAUUUCAAUUAGUUAAACUUAUUCAAAAUCACCUUCCCCAAGAACAAUCAAAUCCAACUGGUAUCGUUGUUACACAUUCGUCUGCAUUAAAUGAUCUCAAUACGCCGCUUACAUUCUCAACAGCAACAGAUAUGUAUCGAUCAUUAACUGGAUCAAAUGAAAAAAAACACGAAAACAUUCCUAUUCAUCGAAUCGAAAAACAUCCAAUCAAUUUAAAUCCAUUAUAUACUCAACAAGAACGAGACAAACGUGUUCUUAAUCGUAUGUCAAUUCGUGUUCAAGAAUUAGAAUAUAUGCCAGCUAAUAUGAAUGCUGAAUUACGAACACGAUCACUGAUUGAAUUAAAAUCAUUGAAAUUACUUCAAUUGCAAAAACAACUUCGUGGUGAAGUUCUCAAUACAAUAAAGAAAGAUACGUAUAUUCAAACUGCGCUCAAUCCUCGAGCAUAUAAACGUCCAAAACGCCAUCAACUUCGUGAAGCACGUGCAACUGAAUAUAAUGAACGACGACGUAAAUUAGAAAUAAAACAGCAAAAACAAGCUAAACAUCAAGAAUUUUUAAAUGCUAUACUAACACAUUCAAGAGAUUUUCAUGAAUAUCAUCGUCGUUAUUCCAUGGCAACUGUACGAAUGAGUAAAUCCGUUCAAGCUUAUUUUGCUAAUAACGAACGAGAGUUAAUUAAACGAAAAAAAGGCGAAGAUAAAAGACGAUUGUUAACAUUAAUGAAAGACGACGAAGAAGCCUAUAGGAAAUUAGUAGAUGAAAAAAAAGAUGCACGUCUAGCAUUGUUACUAUCACAAACCGAUGCUUAUAUCGAUACGUUGAAACAACUGGUACGACAACAUCAACAAGUUAAUCGUUCACUAGCGAAAUCAGAUAAGACAAUUGAUUAUAAGUCAAAAGAAUCUGCACAAACAUUAGUCAAUCGUUCAUCAGCAACAACUUCUAUCAGUGAUCAAACUAGUACUGAAAGAAAAUCAAAUAGUACUACUGCAACUGAAGACGAUGAGUACGAUGCAAAAGAAUCCUAUUAUUCUAUUGCUCAUCGUAUACGUGAACCAAUAACAGAACAAUCCAAAAUGCUUGUUGGUGGACAACUUAAACAAUAUCAAUUGCAAGGUCUUGAAUGGCUUGUUUCCUUACAUAACAAUAAUUUAAAUGGUAUUCUCGCGGAUGAAAUGGGCCUUGGAAAAACAAUUCAAACAAUUGCAUUAAUUGUGCAUUUAAUUGAUAGUAAAAAUAAUCCUGGUCCAUCAUUAAUUAUUGUUCCAUUGUCGACCCUAUCGAAUUGGGCUGCUGAAUUUCUACGUUGGGCGCCUGACGUAGUUGUUAUACAAUAUAAAGGUUUACCCAAUGUACGUAAAACGCUCGGACAAACAAUACGUACAAAUCGUUUUAAUGUUUUGCUAACAACAUAUGAAUAUAUAAUGCGUGAUCGUUCAAUACUAUCAAAAGUUCCAUGGAAAUAUUUGAUUGUCGAUGAAGGACAUCGAAUGAAAAAUCAUCAUUGUAAAUUAACACAAAUAUUAAAUACAUAUUAUGCAAAUGCUCCACAUCGUUUAUUAUUAACGGGUACACCAUUGCAAAAUAAUUUACCAGAAUUAUGGGCAUUGUUGAAUUUUAUUUUACCAACAAUAUUUAAAUCUUCAACAACAUUUACAGAUUGGUUCAAUGCGCCAUUUGCAACAUUACCAAGUGAAAAAGUUGAAUUGAAUCAUGAAGAAACUUUAUUGAUUAUUAAACGAUUACAUAAAGUUUUACGACCAUUUCUUUUACGUCGACUUAAGAAAGAAGUCGAAUCACAAUUACCAGAAAAGGUGGAAUAUAUCGUAAAAUGUGAAUUAUCUGCUUUACAACGUUGUCUCUAUCAUGCAAUGGCAAAAAAUCGUACACUAAUUAUUGAAAAUCAAAAUGGUAAAGGUGGUCGUCGAGCUUUGAUGAAUAAAAUAAUGCAAUUACGUAAAAUAUGUAAUCAUCCAUUUUUAUUUCAUGAGAUUGAAGAACGUUUAGCGCAAUCAUUCGGCUGUGAAACUGGGGCUAUAAAUGGGCCUGAUCUAUUUCGUGUAUCGGGUAAAUUCGAAUUACUCGAUCGUAUAUUACCGAAAUUAAAAGCAAGUGGGCAUAAGAUUUUAUUAUUUUGUCAAAUGACAUCUGUGAUGGAUAUACUUGAAUAUUAUUUCUCCUAUCGAAAUUAUUCAUAUAUACGUUUAGAUGGUACAACAAAGGCUGACGAUCGUUGUGAAUUGUUAAAAGAUUUCAAUGAUGAUAAUAUAAAUUAUUUUAUAUUUUUACUAUCGACACGUGCUGGUGGCGUCGGAUUAAAUUUACAACGAGCUGAUACAGUUAUUUUAUUUGAUUCCGAUUGGAAUCCACAUCAAGAUCAACAAGCGCAAGAUCGUGCACAUCGAAUUGGACAAAAAAAUGAAGUGCGAGUUUUACGUUUAAUGACUGUGAAUACGGUCGAAGAAAAAAUCCUAGCUUGUGCAAGAUAUAAAUUGAAUGUCGAUGAAAAAGUUAUUCAAGCUGGAAAAUUCAAUCGAUCGUCAACAUCAAGCGAACGACAAAAUUAUCUCGAACAAUUAAUUGAAGGCGAUGAUGAAUUGAAAGAUGACGAUGAAGAUAUUCCAGACGAUGAAAUACUUAAUCAGAUGAUUGCUCGAACGGAACAGGAAUUCAAUUUAUUUAAUCGUAUGGAUGUUGCAAGACGUGAAUAUGAGUCUCUUCAUGGCGUUGGUAGCGGUGGUGAUGGAGCCAAUGAACGUCGAGCAUGGGAAUUAUUAGAAAAAAAUGAAAAUACAAAGUCUGUGUCUCGUAAUAAACGUAAAAAAGAAAGUGACAAUGAAGAUUCAACUGAUCAAACAAACAAGACAAGUAAAACUCCUAUAUCACCAUUAGAUGCUAGUGACGAUGAAGCAACUCGAGAAGGAACACUGACAACAGGCGAUGAAACAACUCCAUCAUUAUUAGAAGAACUGGAAGAUGAAGAAGAUGUUGAUUUUACUCAAGAAAAACCACUAGUUCAUCGUAAAAUGAAAAUAAAUCGUCUCAUGACUGACGAUGAACUACCUGACUGGUUGAAAAGAGAUGUUGAUCAAGUGGAAAAAACUCUUGAAAAUGAUGAAGAUUUCGGUAAAGGACGUCGCCAACGUAAAGAUGUUGACUAUAGUGAUAAUUUAACUGAACGCGAAUUUUUACAAGCAUUAGAAGAAGGUAAUCUAGAUGAAACAGUCGAACAAAGACGUUUACAAAAACAAAGUCGUAAACAUAUUUCAUCAUUACAAGACAAUAAUAGUAUUGAUCUUGAUGAAAGUGAGACGCGUUCAUCAUUUGAUAUCCCAUCAACAUCAAAUCAACCAUAUACUACUCCUAAACGUGGUAGUAUGAAAAAACGUUUAGAAACUGUUGACCCUAAAACAGCAGGGCAGUGUCAUGUGUUAAUUGAUCAUUUAUUAGCUUAUCGUACAGAUGAUGAUCGUCAAUUAGCACAAGUAUUUAUACGUUUACCGGGACAAAAACAAUUACCAUUAUAUUAUCAAAUAAUUCAAGAGCCAAUUGAUUUUCAACGCAUAAAAAGAAAAAUCGAUACAUAUCGCUAUUCCAACUUGGAACAACUCGAUGCUGACAUGAAAUUACUCGUAGAAAAUGCACAAACAUUCAAUUGUGAAACAUCAACUAUUUAUUCAGAUUCAAUUUUAUUAGAAAAAGUUUAUCUAGAUUUACGUGAACAACUUAAAUCGGGUUUACUUGAAAUGCCAACAGAAACAACGACUGUAAGUGAUGAAUCAACGACAACAUCACAAGUGUCGUCGUCUAAACGGGGACGUAGCGCACGAAUAACAGCACCGGUGGCAACAACAGUGAAUACUGAUAAUAGAACAUUUUCUAGACGCGGACGAAAACGCAAGGCAACAAUUCUUAAAGAAGAUGACUUGUCUGAAGAUGAACAAGUUAUAUCUGAUAGUGGUGAUAAUGAAGAAAAUUAA